Molecule: messenger RNA, 765 nt
Organism: Monosiga brevicollis MX1
Lineage: Eukaryota; Choanoflagellata; Craspedida; Salpingoecidae
Exons: 1
Coding region: 1-765 (254 amino acids)
Source: RefSeq, a predicted model, not a curated record
AUGGCCGUCGACAUGUGGCAAUACUUGACUGCAAUUUGCAGCCUCGCCCAGCAGGGAGGUGCCAAAAACCAGACUGGAUGGCUUUUGAUCCUCAUCGAGUGUGGGCGUUACAGACUGCUCAUCGAGCACGGCAAGCAGCGCCGCCACGAGCUGGCCAUCUCCAGUGCGCUGCGCAUCUUGUACGAGUUGGCUUCGAAGAUGAGAAGGGAUGGGCCCGGUUUGCCAGCCACUUUGGACCAGGAUGGUCAGGGUAAUUGGCAGAUAGAGCUCAAGGAUCAGCGACAGCGUGGCUGUGCCGUGUGGGUCCUGCUGCAGGCAGCCAGAGGGCCGACUAAACACAGCCAGGGCAAAGCCUACGGUGGGCACGGCGGCAUGAGCGAGCUACCCAUAAUGAGGGACGCUGGCCCACCAUCCAGUAUGCAUCGGCACAGUGCAGGGGCAAAAAGCGGUCUUGCCUUGCUCGAGUUGGCGGCGUUGGGCAGGCGUCACCGCCAGCGAGACUCCCAGAAAGAGGUGAUCUUUGAUAGCCAGAGCGCGCAGCUGGUCGAUCAGAUGCACCAGCUGCCAAACAUGCGGUGCAUUGCAACAAGAUUAAUCGACAAGCCCCGCCGGUACAAGCCAGCGCAAGAGGUUCACGAGAAGCAGCUCACGUCGAGGCAGCUGGCCGAGGCGAGCAAGGCGGCAGGGGCUGCGGCGAGGGCCUGGUCCACGGACACGGAUAUGCUCUUCAACUCGGCUGCUGUCUGCGGCACAGGCAAGCGCUGA